UUUUGGUCAUGGCCUGUCCAGGAACUUUGCUCCGGUGCUAAUAUUCUACGCCGAGAAGACGAAAAUAUCUUCAGAAACAUUCAAGUAUGAAAUGAAACAAUAAAGAGUCCAAAUAAAAUGGCGGGGGCCGUUUCGAACAAUACAACUAGUGAAGAUAUAAUUAAUGACAAUACGGUUCAAGUGGCGUUUUUUAUGAUAUACACAACCAUAUUCGUGAUGGGUAUAUUCGGAAAUGUGCUAGUGUGCUAUGUCGUGUUUCGAAAUAAAGCCAUGCAGACUGUAACAAAUCUGUUUAUCACAAAUCUAGCUUUAUCAGACAUAUUACUGUGUGUUCUAGCUGUCCCGUUCACCCCUUUAUACACAUUCCUAGGGGAGUGGGUAUUCGGUAGACUUAUCUGUCAUUUGGUGUCUUAUGCUCAAGGAAUUAGUGUUUAUAUAUCAACGCUGACGUUAACGUCAAUUGCUAUUGAUAGAUAUUUUGUAAUAAUAUAUCCAUUUCAUCCUCGGAUGAAACUAUCAACCUGUAUUAUAAUUAUAGUGAUUAUCUGGAUAUUUUCUAUGUUAGUGACUCUACCCUAUGGAGUAUAUGUUAAACUCACUCCGGCUGAAAAGAAUGCUGAAAAGUACUUUUGUGAUGAAAAUUGGCCUAGUGAAGAUUGGAGAAGGACAUUCGGAGGCAUAACUACAGCUAUGCAGUUCCUUAUUCCAUUUUUAAUAAUGGCGUUUUGCUAUAUCUGUGUCUCUAUCAAACUAAACGAUAGAGCUAGAUCCAAACCAGGCUCUAAAAACUCGCGGAAAGAAGAAGCUGACCGGGAAAGAAAGAGAAGAACUAAUAGGAUGCUUAUAGCAAUGGUUGCUGUUUUUCUAGUUUCUUGGUUACCCCUUAAUGCUUUUAAUAUAAUUAACGAUUUCUGCCAGCAGAUGGAGAAGUGGAAUUUCUACUAUCUUACAUUUUUUAUGACCCACGCAAUAGCUAUGUCUUCGACAUGUUAUAAUCCGUUUCUUUACGCUUGGUUGAAUGAGAACUUUAGAAAAGAAUUUAAGCAAGUUCUUCCUUGUUUUGAUGGUGCUUCAAGACGAGUGCCGGCAUGUCGAUUUGAGAACUGGAGGUCCGAGAGAACUUGCAACGGAAACAACGAGACUCAACAGGAAUCACUAUUACCUUCCUCUGGAAUACAUCGAGCUCUUUCAUUUAGAGAAAGAAAACCAACGCCUCCACCCUUGAAAACAGAUAGUGUAGAGAUGGAAAAUAUUAUGGUGCCAUCAGUUAAUGCAGCAGUGUAUGACUCAGCUUCAGAUAUUGUUAGGCUUAAGCUAAUUACCGAAGAAGAACCCCCUCCUUAUGAAGCGCCAAAGGCUGUUUCAGAAGAAUAGCAUAUGUACAUUUAGCAGCAACCGCAGCCAGUGAGUGAUUGUGAGAUAUUUAAAGAACUGUUGAUAUAGUCAAUAUAUAAAUAAAUGUUUUUCAGUGCCA
Molecule: messenger RNA, 1474 nt
Organism: Diabrotica balteata
Lineage: Eukaryota; Metazoa; Arthropoda; Insecta; Coleoptera; Chrysomelidae
Source: the annotation of a GenBank genome assembly